Messenger RNA from Drosophila obscura, 1739 nucleotides. It is a transcript of the gene ND-49L, whose product is annotated as NADH-quinone oxidoreductase subunit D. Bases 60 to 1625 code for a protein of 521 amino acids. The transcript has 2 exons. NCBI's taxonomy places the organism in Eukaryota, Metazoa, Arthropoda, Insecta, Diptera, Drosophilidae. The record is from RefSeq and is a predicted model, not a curated record. Gene Ontology annotation, biological process: mitochondrial electron transport, NADH to ubiquinone. Gene Ontology annotation, molecular function: NAD binding; quinone binding; NADH dehydrogenase (ubiquinone) activity.
UAUUUUUGUGCUGCAUAAAGUCAACUUUUUCGUGCUCCAAACAGUUUUUUUCGCUCACAAUGGAGGGCUUUCGUCGCUUGGCUCAGAAUCUGUUCACACCCAAGGAAAUUACACGCUUUCUGGCCAUGAAGAACCGCCUGAGUCAAAGGUUUUUCAAUAUGGCAAAACUAAAGACAAAUUUUGGCACACAAUUUCUGGGCACUAACCUAAAGUCACGUUUCUUCUCAGCGCAUAAAGAGACAACAGCAGAAGAUUGUCCCAAACAGAAACCCGCACCCGAGUGUGAGGAUGAUUAUGGUUACAAGCCAGGGCCACCCUACGAGCCAGGCGACACACACUACUGGUAUCCGGAUCCGGAGUAUCUCAAGGAAUAUGCCAGCGUGGUCAUGUAUCCCACCGGGCAUCAGUGGCAGCAGCGGCCCAAGGCAACGGGCAAGACGCCACCGCCAGUGGAUCGCACAUUUCGCACAAAAUUCAUCAACUUUGGGCCCGCCCAUCCGGCGGCGCAUGGCGUGCUGCGUAUGAUCCUGGAGCUGGACAACGAGACGGUGCUCUCGGCGGAUCCGCACAUUGGACUGCUGCACCGCGGCACUGAGAAGCUGAUCGAAUACAAGACCUAUGUGCAGGCAUUGCCCUACUUUGAUCGCUUGGACUAUGUCUCCUGCAUGGCCAACGAGCAGGCCUACGCCCUGGCAGUGGAGAAACUCCUGAACAUCGAAGUGCCACGUCGUGCGCGCUUCAUACGCACUAUGUUCGCGGAGAUAAUGCGCCUGACCAAUCACACAAUGGCCAUAUCGUCUUCGAUCUUGGAUUGUGGUGGCAUUACGCCGCUCUUCUGGUUGUUCGAGGAGCGCGAGAAGCUCUACGAGUUCUCGGAACGUGCCUCGGGGGCUCGUCUGCAUGCCGCCUACAUCCGUCCGGGUGGUGUGGCCUCCGACAUACCAUUGGGCUUCUGCGAGGAUCUGUAUUACUUCAUCAAUCACUUCAAGGAUCGGCUGGACGAGGUGGAGGAUCUGGUCACAGAGAAUCGCAUCUGGCGCAUGCGCAACAUCGACAUUGGGCGCAUCACAGCGCACGAUGCCCUCAAUUACGGAGCCACGGGUCCCGUGCUGCGGGCCUGUGGCAUCAAGUGGGAUCUGCGCAAGCAGCAGCCCUACGAUGCCUACGACGAGGUGGACUUUAAUGUCGUUGUGGGCUCCAAUGGCGACUGCUACGAUCGCUAUCUCGUCCGCAUGCGUGAGAUGCGCGAGUCGCUGGACAUCAUCCUGCAGUGUAUCGAGUGCAUGCCACCGGGUGAGAUCAAGGUGGACGAUCGCAAGAUAACACCCCCACAGCGUAGCAACAUGAAGACAGGCAUGGAGGAUCUCAUACAUCAUUUCAAGCACUUUUCCCAGGGCAUCUUUGUGCCGCCCGGCCAAACCUACACCGCUGUGGAGUCGCCCAAGGGCGAGUUCGGUGUCUAUCUGGUGUCCGAUGGCACCACACGUCCCUAUCGCUGCAAAAUACGUCCGGCAUCGUACGCCCAUCUGGCGCUGAUGGCCAAGCUGGCGCCCAAUCAUUUGCUGGCCGAUGUGGUGGCCAUUAUUGGUUCCCUCGAUAUAGUCUUUGGCGAGAUAGAUCGCUAAGAGAGUCACUCAAAUUUAAUUACUACAUGUACAUGGUACAACUACAUACAUACAUAGAUUGCUGUGCGUGUCAUUCCAAUUAAAAUUUGGAUAUUUAUUGUUUGGAAUAUUCAU